GUUCUCUUUCAUUAUGGUGAGUGAUGGGGAUGAUGAUGAUGAUGACGACGGUGGUGGUGCUGAUGGUGCUGAUGGUGGUAGUGUUAGUGGUGAUGAUGAUGGCCGAAUCUGCGGAUCCUUGGAAAGAUGCGAAGAGCAUGUAUGAGUUCUCGGCGAAGGACAUCGACGGGAAUGAAGUGUCAUUAGAAAAAUACAAAGACCACGUUUGCAUCGUGGUGAACGUGGCGUCGAAGUGAGGGAAGACUGCCGUGAACUACACUCAGCUCGCUGCUCUGCACAAGCAGUACGCUGAGAGCCACGGCCUCCGCAUCCUCGCCUUCCCCUGCAACCAGUUUGGCAAGCAGGAACCGGGCACGGACGCGGAGAUAAAGGAGUUUGUGAAGAAGUACAAUGUGGAGUUCGACAUGUUCUCCAAAAUCGACGUCAACUCUGACAGUGCGCACCCACUGUGGAAGUGGCUGAAGAGCCAGCCCAACGGCAGGGGCACCCUGUACAAUGCAAUCAAGUGGAACUUUACCAAGUUUCUCAUCGAUAAGCAUGGACAGGUGGUCAAGCGAUACGGCCCAGUGGAUGAUCCCGUGGGGAUUGAGAAGGACUUCCUGCCCAUUUUUUAGGCUUUUCUUUUAGGCCUUGCCAGAUUCUCCCCUCCGACAUUCCUACCCAAGCCCGGCAGAACCUUCUUCGUCUUGACUUUUGGCUGCUCAUUCGCCAGCCUCGCCCACGUGCUUGGAGCCAAUGAAGGGUGGCCCCACAAACCAGGAAUCCUGGGAGGGCUGCCCUGAAAGAGAGCGGCGUGCAGUCCGCUCUAUCCAGCAGGGGUGACGGCAGAGCGUGCGUGGUCAUUGUCAUGCGAAGGCCGGCAAAAAACCGGCUCUGUUGCUUUCUUUACAAAAAAAAUGUGUUUCUGCUUUAGAAAUGCUUGUCUGUGCUCAUGGUAGGAUUGAACUUUUGUGCUCUCUUUGAAACUCGAUGGUUAAUUGGCUUGUAAUUUGCAGGCAAUAAGGAAACGCUUUGUAAAAGAGGUAACUAUUGGAUUUCAACAAGCUUUGGGCUUCCGUUAUUAGCGGCUGCCAUGUGUAGUUUAGCGUUAUCUUGCACAGAUGUCGCGACACAAUUAAGUUUCCUUAACGAUGUUAGAUACCAGGGCACCAUUAGAUUACAAGUGAAUUCAUAUUGCCAAAUCAUUUCAACUUGAAUAGAGUAAAUUAUUGGUUGUACAGUUGCUUUUUUUACUUUAAAAUGGCUACUUAAAUGUGCAUGUUAUUUAUAAAACUGAAUGAAAAAUUCAUGUUUAUGCAUGUUUGUUCAAUUGGACAAAACAUGAUGUUGAUGCUAAAUCAUAACUUGCACAUGGUGUUUCUAUCUAUCCCAAAGUUGCGUGAUUUUUCAAGACCGCAGUUGUAUCAGUCAUUAAGACAGAUAUUGUAUGCGUUUUAAUAGUUUGCCUAUUCCACCACACAACAUUGGCAGGGAUUGUCACGUGCUUUUGGAUCCCACAAUGCCCUGUGGUCCUUGUACCAUUUUGUUUGUAAAUUUCACUGUGCCGUAAGAAAUCACAAGUCUUAAACAAUUGUUUGCUAGAACCAAUAAAAAUCAAAGUGUGGCCA
This is a messenger RNA of Lethenteron reissneri (Far Eastern brook lamprey), 1607 nucleotides long. It is a transcript of the gene GPX4, whose product is annotated as glutathione peroxidase 4. Gene Ontology annotation, molecular function: phospholipid-hydroperoxide glutathione peroxidase activity; glutathione peroxidase activity. Lineage: Eukaryota; Metazoa; Chordata; Hyperoartia; Petromyzontiformes; Petromyzontidae. The record is from RefSeq and is a predicted model, not a curated record. Gene Ontology annotation, biological process: response to oxidative stress. Gene Ontology annotation, cellular component: nucleus; mitochondrion.